UCCACUGCAUAAGCGCGGCUUGUGGGAACAAUCCCUUCUGUUCUGUGCAAGGUCAGUGUAGCUCUUCGUCUUAACUUAGCAAUAUUCCUAUGCCUUCCCAGUUAACUUCUUUUGAUGCCCCGAACGUUUUGUUCUACCGUCUACUUCUUCUGAUUUCAGAACAUUGUCAUUUGUAAUUCAACAACACACUGGUUGCAUUUGAUCUCAACCAGUCCCAUCUGCUACAUCAGCUUUUGUAGUAAACUCACUUUCUUAUUUUGGAAACUUUCAAAAUGGAUAUACCUACUCCAACGAUUAUGCUGCGUGGUUUAACCUCAUCGACAACGGAACGUGAUGUUCGACGUACUCUCGAUAAUGAACACGCUAAUUACACUGACGUACGUCUUGUUCGUGACAAGAAAACUGGUAGAUGGAUUGGAUUUGUUGAUUUUAUAUCAGCCAAUGAUGCGAAGCAGUUUAUGCGAGACUGUCAGGGAGAGAUCGAGGUUCGAAAGACGGUAGUCAGACUUAACUAUAGUAACCCCAAGGAAAAACGUGAUGAUGAGUUCGAUGACGCGUCACCUACCAUUAUGCUGCGUGGAAUUCCCACUUCCCUUGAUCAUCGUGAUAUUCGUGACGCUCUUGAUGAUGCGCGCGUGAGCUACCUAGAUGUUCGUGUAAUCAAGGAUAAAACAACGGGUAUAUCGAAGGGCUUCGGUUUUGUGGAUUUCGCUUCUGUCCAUGAAGCAAGACGUUGGAUGGACUAUCAAAAAGGUGUUUUCCGUGUGCGACGUCAUGAAAUACGGCUGAUGUACAGCACUCCCCGAAACCAGCUUGAUUCAUUGGUUCAUCAUUCUGCAGAUGCUCCUGGAUUACUUGGUCCGUCAAGCUUUAUGACUCGUCCUCCUGCGUUGUCAGAAGUUUCCACCGGAGACUGGAUCUGUUCAAGGUGUUCUAGUCACAACUUCAGAAGGCGAGAUCAAUGCUAUAAAUGUCAGCUGCCGAGGUCUCAAGUACAAUCUCUCACAAACUCGGUUGAUGGUGUUGAUCUCAUCGGUACAACUCCAUGCAAUACUCUUGUUUUGAGAUGCUUGGAUGCAUUAACUACAGAAGAUGACAUCUGUCAAGUUUUCCAAGAUACAGCGGACGUAAAGGUGCGACAGUGUCACGUGAUGCGUGAUGAAGUAACACAUGCUUCCAGAUGCUUUGCUUUUGCGGAGCUUCCUACGGUCGCCGACGCCUAUAAAGUCAUGGAUAUAGUAAACAAAGAGUUCAAACUUUUUGAGGUUGGAGGAAAAGCAGUAACAGUCUCGUAUGCAAAGAACACUUUCAAUACCAUUAUGGCAACAUUAAAAACGGAAGGAUCAUAUAACGCCCAGUUAAACAGUAGUCGAAACUUGGCUUUGGAUUUAGCGCAUGCAGCAAUGGCUGCACAAAAUAAUAACAUAUCGCCUGAUACUGUUGCAAUGAAUGCAGUGGCUGCAUCAGCAUUACUUAGUCAAACUUCAAACAAUGGGGCUGCUGUUGCCCAGGCAGCGAUACAACAAAAACAAACUGAACAACAUGUUUUGUCAGCCCUUACGAAAUCUUUACGUAAUCAUUCAGAACAUUCUGUAUCAUCUAACUAUGCACCAUCUAUGGCAGCACUCGCGGCAUCUGGUCAGCAGCUCCCGCCUCCGUCAUUCCCAUUCAACGCUGCAACGGCAUCCACAACUGCAUAUCCGUUUCCGGAUACAUCUAAGUACAUAUACGACGAAGCUACUCGCUUUUAUUAUGAUCCUGUUACCGGUCUAAUGUAUGAGCCGAAUUCAAAAUACUUCUAUGACCGCGGAAGUCAACAGUACUAUUACUGGGAUCAGACGAAGAGUACAUAUCUUCCUGUCCCACAAACGAACCAACAAUCGAAUUCCGUCGAUAAUGCCGCUUCUAACUCUCAAACCGAUAAUUCCGAUGCUCCUAAAAACAAAGACGAUCGUGGUAAAACCGCUCAGCAAAUAGCACGAGAAAUGGAGAAGUGGGCUAAGAAGAUGAAUGCGCAGAAAAAAGCGUCAUCUAGUGCCGGACAACGCUCUGAUGUGGCAACAUCUGAGGCAAGUAGAACAGCAGACACAGGGUAUGCAAUCUUGGAGGCGUCUGCUAACAAUCCACUUACAAACGACUCGUGUACACCUGAAUCUGCUAGUUUAGUUGCAGAAUAUGGCGGUGUUGAAGAUAGUGACGACUCUGGCCAGGAUGAGACACAUAGCGAAAAGCAAGAUUCAUUGCUGUCAUUCAAUACUGAAGCUGAAAAAAAGGUUGCUGAAGAAGAGAGCAAGCUAUUGGAUUGGGCGAAGCUUGCUUGUAUGUUGUGCUCUCGCGGUUUCAAAGAUGCAGCAACUCUUCAAAAACAUAGAGCAUUUUCGGGUCUACAUUAUGAAAAUUUAAAUAAAUUACGCGGAAAAUAUGGCUUGUCAGCUAUUCCCGUUCCGACCCCUGUUCAAAAUCAAGAAGCUUCAUCUGCUGUUGACUCGCCUAAAAAUUCCCUUUCAAUAGCAUCAUUAAUGCAGAUUGGUGCCCAAACAGCCAGUAAUCAUGCAAAGUCAGUAGCAUCUAGACAAGUUAGUAGUCGACCGACCGUAUCAAGUCAAUAUCGUGAUCGAGCCAAAGAGCGUCGUGAAAAGUAUGGAAUACCGUCACCACCAAGAAUGAAGUCUGUUGAAAGUCAGCCGUCUGUUGUCCAGAUAGAUCAAGACUCAUUCGUCCCUCCAUUCCCAUCCAUCCCACCUCAACCUCAAACAGCUCCCAAUGUAGGUAGUCGACUUAUGGAAAAAAUGGGCUGGCAAGCUGGUCAAGGUCUAGGUCGAAGUAAUCAAGGACGAACUCAAAUAGUUGAAGCCGAAUUUAGAGAAGCUGGUGUUGGUCUUGGAAUCAAAACGUCCAAAAGAGGACCUCAAUCAGACAAUUAUAAAGAUAACGUUAAGCGAGCAAUGUUCGCUAGAUUUCACGAAUUAGAAUAACUGCUUGGAGAUUGUGUUUUUGUACAUAAUCGUUAUUUUCAAGUUACUUUUUAACUUGGUCUUUUAGCAUUUCUGUAAAUUUUAUCGCUUUUGUUCAGCUCCCUAGGUUUAUUGAUUAAUCCUAAUCUACAACAUACUAAUCUCGGCAAAACUAACUGACUAGAAUAUAAAUCUUGUAUAAACUCCAGCUUUUUGUUUAAUAUAUUACAAAACUUAACCAAUUAUUAUUUAAUGGUUACAUAAUUGCAAGAUCCGGUGUAGUAAACCAUCACAAUUCAGUUUUCGAUGAUUCGGUAACCGUAGGUUUAGAUAUUUCUCCUGUGCAUGGUGUUUCAUAGAAUUAAUAUUUGAGUCUUUUUUACAACAGCUCAGAGGAAUACAACCGAGUACGUGAAUUCAAAAUAAACUAGUAAUUUUCUUUCUAAGGAUUUAUAACACAUUAGUUAAUCUUUACAUCAUUUUCUUCUUUCUUCAACUGUGUUAAACAGCUUCAUGUUACCGUGUUAAUUAAGCUCAAGCUAGUUAUUUGAUGUCAUUGACUACUGUUUAUA
Schistosoma turkestanicum is the source of this 3526-nucleotide messenger RNA. NCBI's taxonomy places the organism in Eukaryota, Metazoa, Platyhelminthes, Trematoda, Strigeidida, Schistosomatidae. The record is from the annotation of a GenBank genome assembly.